Spinacia oleracea (spinach) is the source of this 3044-nucleotide messenger RNA. Its product is annotated as protein phosphatase 2C 50. NCBI's taxonomy places the organism in Eukaryota, Viridiplantae, Streptophyta, Magnoliopsida, Caryophyllales, Amaranthaceae. Gene Ontology annotation, biological process: protein dephosphorylation. Gene Ontology annotation, molecular function: protein serine/threonine phosphatase activity; cation binding. The coding region runs from base 1192 to 2718 and encodes 508 amino acids. The record is from RefSeq and is a predicted model, not a curated record. The transcript is spliced from 4 exons.
AACGAAGUCAAAACAUGAAAGAAAAACAAAAGGCAUAUUUCUAAUCUCAGAUGGUUUAUGGUAUGUGUUUAACCUUAUCAAGAACAACACAGCUGUCAUAUUUACAUGGAACAAAAUUAGCACGAGAAUAAUCAAACAAACGAUGGUCCUCUUCUUCCCCUCCUCCAAAAUAUUAGUUCAUAGUAUCACCAAUUUCGUGGGUUUUCGCUUUUAUUACAAGCAGUUUUUUGGAUCGGAUUUUUAUAGCUGAUUGACUGUGUUUUUUGUUUGUUUUCUUGUAAUUGGGUUUGGUGAACUUUGAAAGAAACUACUACUUCUACUACCACAGUUUCUGGAUUUUGGAGAGAGAAAGUAAGCAAAUCAGAGCUAGAUAACCUCAGAUCCGGGUAACAACUAACAAAAUCUUGUUGGACUUUAAUUUUUUUGAACUAGGGUGGAACAAUCUUGUGAUUUCAGACCACUUUUUGUUGUUAUUGUUGCUGGUGUUGUUGUGUUUCUUUUUCAUGACCUCCUUUUUUUUGCUUUCGUUUUCCCCUCUUUCUUUCUAGUUCUUGUUUGUUUUAUAAAUUUGAUGAACUUUUGCUUUUUAGGUUGUUGGAAAAAUUUCUGGAUCACAAGAUUGUGAGAUUUGUGGGGUGUGUGACUGAGUGAGAAAGAGGAGAAAUUGGGCACUCCUAGCUCUCUCUCUUCUUUUUUUUUUUUUUUUUGCAUUUUAUUGGGUUUGUAUUGAUGAAAAAAUUGCUGUGAGUUGAGGUAAAGAGUCCCAUUUUGAUAGGACUAAAUUGGUUUGGUGAUUGAUCCAUGAAAUUGUAUCAAUAGAUUUGGGGGGUGUGCCCAAUUGCCUACUAUUACAGUUCACUGUUUGUGGCUACUGAGAUUGGUCAACUUUUGUGGUUCUUGGUGAUUUACUCAUCUGGGUAUCUGGAAUUUGGUGAUUUCCUUUGGUUUUAAGGGAUGAAGUAAAGAUAGACAGAGGGGUAGAGAGAAAGGUCGAGACCGAAGUGGGGGUGUGGAUCAGGUUGGAGGGUUUUAGAUAGUCAGAUUGAUUACAAUGGGGAAAAGGGAUUGGGUUGACGACAUAGCACGAGCGAUGAGUUUGCGUUUAUUUGUAAUGGGUGAAGAUACUCAUUUUUCUAGUAGAUUACUAGGCUAAUCAGAUUAAGUUUUAGGUCUUCUUACAAGGUUAUACUGAUGAAAACAGAGGAUUCUUCUUUGAUGGGAGAAGAUAGCUCCUAUUGUGAAAAUCCGGUAGUGGAACUAGUAGUAUUGAAGGAGACUUUGUGUGAAAUAGAGAAUGACAAGUUACCUGAUUCAUCAUCUAGAGGGUUAACUGAAAAUGAUAGCUGUUGUGCUUCUAGUGAUAACAUUGAUCAGGAAAGUGGAGAGGAUGGGUUAUUUUCAAGUUCCCAGUCUCUGACUAGUGAUAGAAGUAACAGCAUGAAUGGUGAGGAAUUUUUGGCGUCCGAGCCUAAUUCUUUGCCCCAUUCACCUGUUUCAGUAGAUCAGGAUAAGUGUGUUCAAGAUUCUGAAGUCAAAUUGGAUAAUUCUUCUAGCAAAUUGGAACUAAAUGCUGGGUUGGAGCCUAUUGGAGAUGUGUUGGCAGUGGCAGAGGAUCUUGAUGUGGAGGGUAACGAUGUACGUGAUUCAACCUUGUUGUCUGGAGAUGAAGUUAAUCACGAAAGGAUAGUCAGAACAAUGAGCAGCCAGUGUGCUUUUGACAUGGAAUCUGUGCCCUUGUGGGGUUUUACAUCACUGUGCGGUAGAAGGCCGGAGAUGGAAGAUGCUCUUGCAGCCGUGCCAUGUUUCCAGAGAUUUCCUGCAAAAAUGUUGAUGGGUGAAAAUGCGUUGAAUGGAAUAACCGAAAGUAUAAGCCAGGUUGCGCACUUCUAUGGUGUAUAUGAUGGGCACGGGGGUUGCCAGGUUGCCGAUUAUUGUCGGGAUCGCUUGCAUCUAGCUUUGGCAGAGGAAAUUGAAGUUAUAAAAGAGAGCUUUCUGACAGGAAGAUCUGCAGAGGAUUUGCAUCAGCAAUGGGAGAAGGCUUUCUCCCGUUGUUUUCUGAAAGUGGAUGCUGAGGUCGGGGGAGUCAAACAAGGGUCUUUUGGAGGAAGCAACAAUGUCUCUGAGGCUAGUGUGGAACCUGUUGCUCCUGAAACUGUUGGAUCAACUUCUGUUGUAGCCAUUGUUUGUCCAACACAUAUCAUAGUUGGUAAUUGCGGGGAUUCCAGGGCUGUUCUUUGUCGUGGAAAAGCACCCAUGCCACUUUCUGUAGACCAUAAACCUGAUCGAAAAGAUGAGUGGGAAAGGAUAGAAGCUGCAGAUGGCAAGGUUAUUCAGUGGAAUGGAUACCGCGUUUUUGGUGUUCUCGCAAUGUCAAGGUCUAUUGGUGAUCGUUAUUUGAAACCAUGGAUUAUACCAGAUCCAGAAGUGACAAUAAUUCAACGGGCAAAAGACGAUGAUUGCCUUAUUCUCGCCAGUGACGGUUUAUGGGAUGUCCUAAGCAACGAAGAAGCUUGCGAAGCAGCACGAAGGAGAAUUCUUCUGUGGCAUAAAAAGAACGGUCCUAAUAUCACCUCGGAUAGAGGGAAGGGCGUUGAUUUGGCGGCUCAAGCAGCAGCAGAUUACCUCUCCAAACUUGCUCUGCAAAAGGGAAGCAAAGACAACAUUACUGUCAUUGUGGUUGACUUGAAACCUUAUAGGAAGUUCAAAACUAAAACAUGAAGAUUGAAGAAGGACAACAAAAACAAAAAAUGUUCACCUCAUUUUGGCAAAAUGUUAAUUCUUUUUUCCUCUUUUUUUUUCGAUAUUAUUUUUUGCCAGUCUUUGACCUGUAGUUAUAUGAGGUAGAAAUAUACCUGUCAGCACUCAGCAGCAUCACAUAUAAUCAUAUGGGGAUUGUAACAUAAUAUUUUGUAAGCCCAUCUUUUUAAAAUGGGUUGAUUUGUAGCUCAAAGAACCAUGUAUAGUACUUAUAUUUCAGAUAGAGCCAACAACAGUGUUCUAGUUUCUGUUGACAUAUAUUCUAACUAAGAACAAUUUUAUGAACA